CGCUGCUGAGGCCAUGCUCCGGCUGCGCCUGCUGACCUGGGAUGUGAAGGACACUCUGCUGCGGCUGCGGCAGCCCGUGGGCCUGAGCUACGCGGCCGAGGCGCGGGCCCAGGGGCUGCAGGUGCAGCCCGAGGCUCUGGGGCGCUCCUUCCGUGAGGUGUACGGGGCCCAGAGCCGGCGCUUCCCCAACUACGGCCACGGCCAGGGGCUCAGCUCCCGGCAGUGGUGGCUGGAUGUGGUCAAACAGAGCUUCAGGCUCUCGGGCGUGCAGGACGAGGCAGCCCUGACGAAGCUGGCGGAAAAGCUCUACCGCGAUUACUGCAGCCCCCACACCUGGGAGCUGCUGCCCGGGGCCGCCGACACCCUGAGCCGGUGUCGCCAGCUCGGCUUCUGCAUGGGAGUCGUCUCCAACUUCGACAGCCGGCUGGAAGCCAUCCUCUCGCAGUGCCAGCUGCGGCAGCACUUCCAGUUCGUGCUCACCUCCGAGGCCGCGGGUUUCGCCAAGCCGGACCGGAGGAUCUUCGAGCAGGCGCUGCGGCUCGGCGGGGCCCGGCCCGAGCAGGCGGCUCACAUCGGGGAUGAUUACAGCCGGGACUACCGGGCAGCCCGGGCUGCGGGCAUGCACAGCUUCCUGCUGAGGGCUGCCGAGCACGGCCAGGAGCCGCCGGUGCCCCCCGAGCACCUCCUGCCCACGCUCGGCCACCUCCUGGCUCGCAUCGAGAAGGAAUAGCUGCGGUUCGGAGGGGUCCGGUGCUGCUCCCGAGUGCUGAGCUGGCCUGGCGUGGCAUUUCUUGCUGCCAGGUGGGCAGGGAACAGCAGCAAGUCCAAGCUGCCUAUGGAGCAGGAGGAAUGUUCAUGCAAUAAAACAUUUCUGAUGCCCAGCA
Poecile atricapillus (Black-capped chickadee) is the source of this 884-nucleotide messenger RNA. It is a transcript of the gene HDHD3, whose product is annotated as haloacid dehalogenase like hydrolase domain containing 3. The coding region runs from base 14 to 730 and encodes 238 amino acids. Lineage: Eukaryota; Metazoa; Chordata; Aves; Passeriformes; Paridae. The record is from RefSeq and is a predicted model, not a curated record. The transcript has a single exon.